GCUGCCCAUGGGCCGGGCCCGGGGGUUCUGCGCGCCGGGAGCCGGGCCAGGUCACCCAGGGGGCUGAAGUCAGAAACAGGCCAGAGCCGGGGUCUUCCUUGGGGGACAGCAGGAGUGAGGCAGGCAUGCCCCGGACACUGAGAACCUCCGACAUGGUCACCCCAGGCAGCCUCGGCCCACCCCCUACUGAGCCCACGGAUGGCGAGCAGGCUGGGCAGCCCCUCCUGGAUGGACCUCCAUCCUCAGCCUCCCUGGACACCCUGAUCCAGCACCUGGUGCCCACGGCUGACUACUACCCUGAGAAAGCCUACAUCUUCACCUUCCUGCUGAGCUCCCGCCUGUUCAUCGAGCCCCGGGAGCUCCUGGCCCGUGUCUGCCACCUGUGCAUCGAGCAGCAGCAGCUGGACCAGCCAGUGCUGGACAAGGCCCGGGUCCGGAAGUUUGGCCCCAAACUGCUCCAGUUGUUGACCGAGUGGACCGAGACGUUCCCCCGGGAUUUCCAGGAGGAGUCAACCAUAUGUCACCUGAAGGACGUGGUGGGCCGCAUCGCCCCCUGUGACGAGGCGUACCGAAAGAGGAUGCACCAGCUCCUGCAGGCUCUGCACCAGAAGCUGGCAACCCUGGGCCAGGGGCCAGAAGGCCUGCUGGGUGCCGACAAGCCCAUCUCCUACAGGACUAAGCCUCCGGCCUCCAUUCACAGGGAGCUCCUCGGCAUCUGCAGUGACCCCUACACAAUGGCUCAGCAGCUGACCCAUGUGGAGCUGGAACGGCUACGACACAUUGGACCUGAGGAGUUUGUCCAGGCUUUUGUGAACAAGGACCCUCUGGCCAGCACAAAGCCUUGUUUCAGUGACAAAACUAACAACCUGGAAGCUUACGUGAAAUGGUUCAACAGAUUGUGCUACCUGGUGGCUACUGAGAUCUGCAUGCCGGCCAAGAAGAAACAGAGAGCCCAGGUGAUCGAGUUCUUCAUUGACGUGGCCCGCGAGUGCUUCAACAUUGGCAACUUCAACUCCCUGAUGGCCAUCAUCUCUGGCAUGAACAUGAGCCCUGUCUCAAGGCUGAAGAAGACCUGGGCCAAAGUGAAGACGGCCAAGUUUUUCAUCCUUGAGCACCAGAUGGACCCAACAGGGAAUUUCUGCAACUAUAGGACAGCCCUGCGUGGGGCAGCCCACCGCUCCCUGACCGCCCACAGCAGCCGGGAGAAGAUCGUCAUCCCUUUCUUCAGCCUGCUCAUCAAAGACAUCUACUUCCUAAAUGAGGGCUGUGCCAACCGCCUCCCCAAUGGACACGUCAAUUUUGAGAAAUUUCUGGAGCUGGCCAAGCAAGUUGGAGAGUUCAUCACAUGGAAACAAGUGGAGUGUCCCUUCGAACAAGACCCCAGUAUCACCCACUACCUGCACACCGCCCCCAUCUUCAGCGAGGAUGGUCUUUAUUUGGCUUCUUAUGAAAGUGAGAGCCCAGAGAACCAAACAGAAAAAGAGAGGUGGAAAUCUCUAAGGUCCUCUAUUCUGGGGAAGACGUGAGAGGCUCUGAGCUGGAGGAGGAGGAGGAGAGGAAGCCAGCAGAAGCCUUCUGCAGCCCUGCCCCAGCAGCCCAGUGGCAAGCAGAGGCACUGGGUGCCUCGCUGCUUUGCAAACCAUGACCCUGUGGCCUGGCACCUGCUGCAGUGACCACGCGGCACAGAACACCUUUCUCCACCUUUUGUGGAACCUCAACCCCGGCAGGACCCAGGGCCUCUGGACGUGUGGGUGGCACUUGCCUCGGAGACCCCAUCCUCAGGACUGUGGUGGUCACACUGCUGGUCAGUCUGUCUGUCCUCGGCAAUGACCCAGGGGCUGGGUGGCUGCAGUCUCAUUCUUGCUGAGUGACUCAGGCCAUAGAGGUGAACAUCUGGUCUGUCACUAGGUGACCUGGGAGCCUCCACAUCUCCAGCAAGAAUCACAGUGACAUGAGAAGGGCCAGAGCCCACCGGAACCUGAGAUUCUACUGAUGGAUCCAACCCUACCCCUUGCGAUGGGCUGGUUUCUACAGCCCUGUGAACCCCCUUUCUGGAUCACGUUGGUAUCAGGGGACAGCUUCCUGGUGACAGCUAUGACAAGUUUGAGUCAUGGACAGUCAGCAGGACAAGUUUGAGUCAUGGACUUGACCAUGGGUACAGUUCAUUGUAAAUGUUGGAGUUGGUAUAAACACAUUGGUACACCUUGCGGAUCCA
Molecule: messenger RNA, 2215 nt
Organism: Phacochoerus africanus (Common warthog)
Lineage: Eukaryota; Metazoa; Chordata; Mammalia; Artiodactyla; Suidae
Gene: RASGEF1C
Product: RasGEF domain family member 1C
Exons: 15
Coding region: 126-1526 (466 amino acids)
Biological process (GO): positive regulation of GTPase activity; Ras protein signal transduction
Cellular component (GO): plasma membrane
Molecular function (GO): guanyl-nucleotide exchange factor activity
Source: RefSeq, a predicted model, not a curated record